UCUGGCGGGAGGAGGGGUUGUAGUGACGCUUUUAUCCAAUGGGCACCGGCUUCUUCUUGGACGGAGCGCAGCGUCCUCGGCUCAGCGGCACUUUUGCGUCAGACAAGUAGUAGGGAACGUCUCCCGCUUAUAGCAUCCGAGAAGAAACAGGGAAUUACUGAGAGAUAUUUGGCCAAGGCUCCUCUCUCCUCGUAUUUUUUUUUUCCUCACGCGUGAUAGUACUUGCAAAGAUGACCGUUGGCUGCGUCAUCCUGGCGUGCACCUUACUUGUGGGCACAUCCAUGGGGACUAAGACAGGUCAAUCCCCUCGCCCCCCCUGCAGACCAGGCUUCUCCCAGAACUUCUACACAGUAAUCAUCUCGAGAGAUGUGCUGCAUGGCCACAGCAUCCUCAAAGAUACCACCCUGUCCAGUGAACGUGUGAAGUUUGAGGAUUGUCAGCACAGCAGAGAUGUGGCCUUCAUCAGUAGUGACCCUAAAUUCAGUGUUCGACCUGAUGGCACCGUGUAUACUGACCAGGAGGUGGGCAACCUGUCAGAGCCAGUCCAGUUCAUGGUGACAGCUCGGGGGUUUCAUGACCCUCGCAUCUGGGAGACAACUGUCAAACUAGCCUUGGCUGGACAUCCACCGCCUUUACCUCUGACUAAGGUUGGUAUUGAAGAAAUGCUGUCAAGAGCCUGGGACUCCCAACCCAGAGUUAUCAAGUUUCCUCGCAAACAUCAGAGGAGCUUGUCUGUAAACGGGCUGAGGAGACAGAAGAGAGACUGGGUCAUCCCACCUAUCAAUGUGCCUGAAAACUCCCGAGGACCAUUCCCUCAGAUGCUUGUCAGAAUCCGCUCUGAUCAGGACCAGGACAUUGGAAUCCGUUACAGUAUUACCGGAGCCGGUGCUGAUCAACCCCCCAGUGAUGUCUACAACAUAGAUCCUAUCCAUGGAAAGAUGUACGUCACUCGACCCUUGGACAGAGAGGAAAGGGCAUCCUACCAUCUGCGAGCCCACGCAGUGGACAUGAAUGGUAACCAGGUGGAGAAUCCAAUUGACCUGUACAUCUAUGUCAUCGACAUGAAUGACAACAGACCGGAGUUUCAGAACCAAGUAUACAAUGGCUCAGUGGCUGAAGGAUCCAAGCCAGGCUCGUCUGUGAUGCAGGUGACAGCCAGCGAUUCGGACGAUUACACCACAGCUAACGGCAUGGUGCGCUACCGCAUCCUCUCACAGACACCCCACAGCCCCAUCCCCAACAUGUUCACCAUCAACAGCGAGACAGGAGACAUUGUUACCGUGGCAGCCGGGCUGGACAGAGAGAAAGUGUCCCAGUAUACUAUAAUUGUCCAAGCCACUGACAUGGAGGGAAACUUGAACUAUGGUCUCUCCAACACAGCUACAGCCCUUAUCAGCAUUACUGACAUCAAUGACAAUCCUCCGGAACUGACGGUCAGGACGUUUUCUGGAGAAGUGCCAGAGAACAAGGUAAAUGUGGUGGUAACCAAUUUGACAGUGGUAGACAGGGAUCAGCCACACAGCCCCAACUGGAAUGCUGUCUACCGAAUCGUCAGCGGAGACCCUUCCGGUCACUUCACCAUUCGCACGAACCCUAUCACCAAUGAGGGGAUGCUGACAGUUGUCAAGGCAGUGGACUUUGAGAUGAACCGAGCCUUCAUGCUGACAGUGGUGGUGUCCAAUCAGGUCCACCUGGCCAGCGGAAUCCAGUCCUCGCUUCAGUCCACAGCAGGAGUCACCAUUUCUGUCCAAGACGUCAAUGAGCCUCCCAUCUUCCCUGUCAACCCCAAAAUGAUUCGCUUUGAGGAGGGAGUGCCAGCAGGGACCACCUUAACUGUGUUUGGUGCCCAGGACCCUGAUCAUUUCAUCCAUCAGACUGUCAGGUACUCCAAGCUGUCAGAUCCAGCUAACUGGCUGAAGAUCAACAGGACAAAUGGCCAGAUCACCACCAUGGCUCUCCUGGACCGAGAGUCCAUAUAUGUCAAAAGCAAUGUGUACGAGGCCACAUUCCUGGCCUUCGACAAUGGUAAGUCUGGCUCCCCUCAAGCCAGCGGGACAGGAACCCUUCAGAUCUACCUGAUCGACGUCAAUGACAACGCACCGGUGCUGAUACCUCGGAAGGCCCAAGUGUGCGAACGUGCAAGGCCCAAUUCCAGGGUGAACAUCACAGCUUCUGAUGCUGACGCCGACCCCAAUGUUGGACCGUUUGUCUUCGAGUUGCCAUCCUUUCCCCCUAGCGCUCGUAGGAACUGGACCAUUUCAAGGCUCAGUGGUGACUACGCUCAGCUGAGACUGAGGAUUCCCUACCUGGAGGCAGGCGUGUACGAUAUUCCUGUCAUCGUUUCCGACUCGGGGAACCCUCCUUUGUCCAACCGCUCAGUGAUCAGAAUUAAAGUGUGUCCUUGUGAUGAGAACGGCGAUUGCAGCACCACAGGGGCUGUGGUAGCUGUGGGCCUCGGCACUGGGGCCAUCAUUGCUAUACUCAUCUGCAUCAUCGUCCUGCUCAGCAUGGUUCUGCUGUUCGUGGUGUGGAUGAAGCGCAGAGAGAAGGAGCGCCAGGCAAAGCCCCUGCUGAUCGACCCCGAGGACGACGUCAGAGACAACAUCCUCAAGUAUGAUGAGGAGGGAGGAGGAGAGGAGGACCAGGACUAUGACCUGAGCCAGCUGCAGCAGCCAGAGUCUCUGGAACACAUCAUCAAUAAACCGGCGGGGGUGCGCAGGGUGGAUGAAAGACCUGUGAUUGCUGAGUCGCAGUACCCCGUCAGACCCACUCUUCCCCACCCUGGAGACAUAGGAGACUUCAUUAAUGACGGUUUGAGGGCAGCAGACAAUGACCCCACAGCUCCUCCUUAUGACUCCCUGCUGGUGUUUGACUAUGAGGGGAGCGGUUCUACUGCCGGAUCCGUCAGCUCGCUCAAUUCCAUCAGCUCAGGAGACCAGGACUAUGACUACCUCAACGACUGGGGUCCUCGCUUCAAGAAGCUGGCCGACCUCUACGGAGGCGGAGACGAUGACUGAGAGCGGACCGGGGUGGGCGGGGCUGCGGCCAGGGGGUCGGGAGAGGCAAGAUCGCUUGGCAUCGGAUUGGAUUCUUGCCAAAACCACAGGCAGGGGCCACGAAUAUGACACAAGCUCCACUGGAGACGUGGAGGAAUGGACCCUAUCUUGGGCGGCGUUAGUUUGCUUACAGCAGCUGAGCCCUCAAACUUGUAUUUCGCUGCAGCGCAACUAUGUUCUGGCUUUAUAUUUUUGGUGGCAAGUUUGUACUGUAUUUUUUUUCUUUAUGUUCUCUUACCGUGCUGGACCUGGAACUCACUGGGGACAAAUCAAUAUGGUCGAGAGAGACAAGAAUCGUGAAUUUGUGCUUUGAUUGAUUGUUUAAACUAAAUCAUCUCUUGCUUUGGUCUCACGCUCACAAGAAUGUUUUUGGGACGACACGCUCAGACUCCCUUUCACUCUGUCAACUUGAAUUUCCUUAGAACAGAAGCACUGUCAUUUUAUAAAGUGCCUUUUGUGGUGUGUUUUUGUAUCAGACUCCUGCUAUCUCAGGAUCGGUUGCCAUUUGUGUAGUGCAGCAGAGGCCCUGCGCUCCUGAAGCAGCCCUGCUGGUCGCUCUCCUCUCCCCCUGCACAGCAUUGCAGAAGACAAACCCCAGUGACCACUCCCAGGAGGGAAGGACCCAACUGGGGCAGACUCUACAAUAUCAUCACCGUCUCAAUUAUGGCCCAAAAGACCCCAGCCAGAGUUGUUUUGGACAAAUCAAGGACCAUUUUGGAUAAGUGUAACCUGUCAACACGAUUACAUCGCCAUGCUGACAGUGUGUGAGAGCAUUUUUUAUACCUGUGGGGGUUUUCUACUUUCGUGGAGAAUGCCUGCCUUUUCUCUGCGGACUUUAGGAGCCUUCACAUUGAAACGUUUGCCUGCCCUGUAUGGUUUUAUUUGUGUUGCUUUCUCCAUGAUGUAAAGCUCUUAAGUAGGAAUCAGACUGUGUAAGAAAGUGGAAAUUAGUUGGCAAAGAGGAAUUUGGGAAUUGGUAUUUUUCCGCUGUGAACAUUCCCAUUUUUACAGGCCACUUCAACUAUUAAAAGGUGCAUGAUUUUUUUUCUGAUCCCCCCCCAAAAAAAACAAAAAUUUUAUUGAACGCACUUGUUACUAUGUGGUGAGAAUGUGAAAAUAGUCAGCGGAAACUAUAUGAGUAUACUCUGUAUAAAGACACUGAAAAAAGGAAGAAAAAAAUACUGUAAGAUACCUAUUUUUGAAGUAUUGAUGACAUAAAAGUUGCUGCUCUCUCUCUGUCUUUCUCUCUCUCUCUUUCUCAUUAUUGGGCUUCAGAAUGAUUUCUGGCCCAAUCAACUUUAAAAAAAUCUUUGUCUUUCUGUUUAAGCUUUUUCAAAGAUGCCUGCAUAUUUUUUUUCUUGUUGAUAUUUCUGUUUCUUCUUUUAUCAGAUUAUUUUCUACACCCUUGUAGAAUGAUUUGUGAUACUCCUUUUCUAUAUAAAGCAACCGAUCCCUUUCACACGUUCUCGUUUGUCUGGCGGACAUAUUGGUACUGUUGACCUUUGGCCUCGGGGCAGUGGAAGGUUCAUUAGCCAUGCCUGCUGAUAGUUGUUCUAUUAUUCAGUGUAUUGGAAUUCCUUUAUUCCUUCACUUAGGUACUGGAUGUGUGCUUUAAAAAAGAAAAGAAAAAAGAAGACAAAAUAAACAUAAGACAUGCUUUGAAA
Molecule: messenger RNA, 4720 nt
Organism: Thalassophryne amazonica
Lineage: Eukaryota; Metazoa; Chordata; Actinopteri; Batrachoidiformes; Batrachoididae
Gene: cdh4
Product: cadherin 4, type 1, R-cadherin (retinal)
Exons: 17
Coding region: 231-3017 (928 amino acids)
Biological process (GO): homophilic cell-cell adhesion; calcium-dependent cell-cell adhesion; cell morphogenesis
Cellular component (GO): plasma membrane; adherens junction; catenin complex
Molecular function (GO): calcium ion binding; cadherin binding
Source: RefSeq, a predicted model, not a curated record